Pisolithus orientalis is the source of this 838-nucleotide messenger RNA. RefSeq lists its product as uncharacterized. The coding region runs from base 236 to 472 and encodes 78 amino acids. NCBI's taxonomy places the organism in Eukaryota, Fungi, Basidiomycota, Agaricomycetes, Boletales, Pisolithaceae. The transcript is spliced from 5 exons. The record is from RefSeq and is a predicted model, not a curated record.
GUAAGUGAUCUCAUGUGAUGGCAGUGUGCUGGAGUCUCAUGGUUGCCUUGCCAUUGCUGCUCUUCAGGCUAUUGUAAGUGGUCUCAUGUGAUCACAGCCUGCCUGGUGCUGUUCUGCCAUCUCUCAUGCACUUUUUAAUCAUGUUUAAUAGCUCUCCAUUUUUGACAUCCUCAGGCCAUUCUUUGUCCAGAUUGAUUUGGACCUGAAUGAUCCUCACAAACUACAUCAUGUUUUGAUGGUUUCCACACUGAUUUUGGAAUCUGCUUCUAUCCUCUUUCUAUCUUCAGCUGUCUCCAUUUGUGAAGCUUUACAACAAUCAUGCUGCAGGUUUAACAGUCUAUAUUCCAACAUCAAAUCUGUGUUCCCUCUUUCUGCUGAUCAAGCUCAUACCAAUGAUUAUCUGGCCUUUGUGCUUGAGCAUAGACUUGUUCCUUUUUCAGGCCAAGUUCAAAGGCCAUACACAGAUUGUUGAUGAAUUUUGCCAACAUCACAGCAUUGCAAUCACUGGUGGGAAAAUUUGUUGGCCAUUGCCAUCAGUGUGGAAAUCAAAUAAAUAAAUAAAUUUACAAACUGGGAACUCCUGUCUGUCAGGUAGACCCAUGCCUGGGGCUCCCUCUGCUAGCAUCUGCCUGUUUCAUUGCAUAACACUAGGUUGUCAACUUUGCACCUUCUACAUAGUUGACCAGCUUUAACCAUGACAACAUGUUUUGUGUGGUUGUUUCCAAGUAGGGACAGACUAACAAAAGUGAAGAUACUCAGGCUUCUAUUGAGAGAAGAGUGAGGUGCACAAAGGAAAAAUAAUGUGCCACAAUGACUGUGCUUAUGUAAGAUAUUACCG